CUUCGCAGCCGGCUUCGCGGCGCAAGGAGUGACUGAGGGAGCGGGCGGCUGGCGGAGGGACGGCGCCCGCGCGCGCCUCGGGCCCGGGAAGGCAGGCAGCCAGGAGCGCCCGCGCCGCGGCGAGAGGCCGGCUGAGGGGCCGGCCCGGCUGGCAGGAACCAUGACAACUUCAGGAAAAGAGAACUUCCGACUGAAGAGCUAUAAAAACAAGUCUCUGAAUCCUGACGAAAUGCGUCGCCGACGGGAAGAGGAGGGCCUUCAGCUACGGAAGCAGAAACGAGAAGAGCAGUUGUUUAAACGCAGAAAUGUUGCUACAGCUGAUGAAGAAGCCGAGGAAGAAGUUAUGUCCGAUGGCGGGUUCCAUGAAGCCCAAAUGAACAACAUGGAAAUGACUUCUAAUGCAGUGAUCACGUCUGAUAUGACUGAGAUGAUUUUUUCCAAUAGCCCAGAACAGCAGCUUUCAGCUACCCAGAAAUUUCGAAAGCUUCUCUCAAAAGAACCAAAUCCUCCUAUAGAUGAAGUCAUCAGCACACCGGGAGUUGUAGCCCGGUUUGUGGAGUUCCUCAAGCGGAAGGAAAACUGCACUUUACAGUUUGAAGCUGCUUGGGUGCUGACAAACAUUGCCUCUGGAAAUUCUCUCCAGACGCGGAUUGUGAUCCAAGCUGGAGCUGUCCCUAUCUUCAUAGAGCUGCUUAGCUCAGAAUUUGAAGAUGUGCAGGAGCAGGCUGUUUGGGCACUUGGGAAUAUUGCGGGUGACAGCACCAUGUGCAGAGAUUAUGUACUGGACUGCAACAUCUUACCCCCUCUAUUGCAGUUGCUUUCAAAACAGAACCGUCUUACCAUGACUCGGAAUGCUGUGUGGGCACUCUCUAAUCUUUGCAGAGGGAAGAAUCCUCCUCCAGAUUUUGCCAAGGUAUCGCCCUGUCUGAGUGUGCUCUCGUGGCUGCUGUUUGUCAAUGACACUGAUGUUCUUGCAGAUGCAUGCUGGGCACUUUCAUACUUAUCUGAUGGUCCCAAUGAUAAAAUCCAGGCUGUGAUUGACGCGGGAGUGUGUAGGAGACUCGUAGAACUGCUGAUGCAUAAUGACUACAAAGUAGUGUCUCCUGCCUUGCGAGCAGUUGGGAACAUUGUUACAGGAGAUGAUAUCCAGACCCAGGUGAUACUGAAUUGUUCAGCCCUGCAGAGUUUAUUACAUUUGCUAAGCAGUCCUAAAGAAUCGAUUAAAAAGGAAGCAUGUUGGACAAUAUCAAAUAUCACAGCUGGAAACAGAGCCCAGAUCCAGACUGUCAUAGAUGCCAGCAUUUUCCCAGCCCUAAUAAAUAUUUUACAAACUGCUGAGUUUCGGACAAGAAAAGAGGCAGCUUGGGCUAUCACCAAUGCAACCUCCGGUGGCUCUGCCGAGCAGAUCAAGUAUCUGGUAGAGCUUGGCUGUAUCAAACCCCUCUGUGACCUCCUUACAGUGAUGGACUCAAAGAUUGUGCAGGUGGCACUCAAUGGGCUGGAAAACAUCUUGAGGCUUGGCGAGCAAGAAGCUAGGUGUGGUGGCACUGGUAUCAAUCCCUACUGCGCACUCAUUGAGGAAGCCUAUGGCCUGGAUAAGAUUGAGUUCCUGCAGACACAUGAGAACCAAGAAAUCUAUCAGAAAGCCUUUGAUCUCAUUGAGCACUACUUUGGGACGGAGGAGGAAGACAGCAGUAUUGCCCCACAGGUGGAUCUCGGUCAGCAGCAGUACAUCUUCCAGCAGUGCGAGGCUCCCAUGGAAGGUUUCCAGCUCUGAGCUGCCCCCUACUCUGUGUUGCUGUGCCCAGUCAGUCCGGUUGUAGAGCCCAGAGUCACCCACGGAGUGGACCUGUUUUCCAUACACCUGUCUGCGCUCUUUUGCUUGCUUUGCGCACAUGCUUCCUUAAACACAUCUGGAAAACAUUUUUGGCUCUUUGUCAUGGGACACCACUUGGGUCAGGGCUUACCAUGAUUGCCCUGUUCCCCUCUCUCCGGAGCUGGGGCACUUCUCUGAGUGGCAGAAUGUCCAUCUUUCCCAGCAGAGUACACACUUAAAGCGACAUAGUUCCAGUUUCCAAAACCAAGGGUUGGAGUUUCUUGUGUGUAUGUGUGUUGCGGUGUUUUUGCAGUCGAGAUGGAAGCUUUGAGAGACGCUUCUUUCCUGUGCCCUCUCCUGGGUGCCUGCUUCAUUUGAUGGGUUUGAGAAAUAUUUGAUGCUGCCCCAGGACAUUUUGGAUGGUGGCUUUUCUGUCUGUGUGGCAGCCUGGGAUCCUGAUAACGUAGAAAUAGAUCUACGAUAACUUCAUGGAUACUGCAGUGAGAUCUCUCUUCCCUGCGUUUGUAGCCACCAGUGAAUCAGCUGCUCCAAUUACUAGGAAUGCUAAACAAUUAAAAGCUGUUUUCUUGCAAGCUUUGACUCUUCCUGUGUUGCUGGUUUGACUGCAGAGGAUUCAAAGUUGUUCUCGUCAGACUGCCCAAGGAACUGAUCACUGGCUGCUCUUUUUUUCUUCCUGGUGUGAAGAUGCCUUCAAUUGAGUUCGGAUGGAAGAAUUGUUCUGCUCCUUUCCCACAGUGUAAAGCAGCUUUGUGUGUUCAGAAUGACUCGCGUUUCAAAAAUUGUCAUUGAGAACAUGGUUGCAGUUGAGAAAUCCCCCACUGAGUGUUUGCACCUAGCUUGAUCAGACAGGACACUGUAAUUCACCUUUGCUGUGAACUCUUAAUAUGGUAAACGAUGAAUGCAAGAGGAUGAAGAUGGCUCCCCCCCCCCCCAGGUUGCAUCUGCUUUUGUGGACUGUAGCUCUCAAGUUGGGUAAGAAAGGACACCUGAGCAUUACCAGCUUUAUGGUGCACCAUACAGUCCCCUCGAAUGGAAUCUAACCUACCUAAGCAAGGUCUGCAUUUCACAGCUACACUACGUACAUUUACCCUGGAAUUGACCCAUCUAGCCUCUGUGCCUCUGUCUUAGUCCUUAGUACCUCUGAUUUUUAGUGAAACGUCAUCACUGCAGUAACUUCUUGCCACAGCCAACUGCAGCACAGCGCUGUUUCCAUGUAUCUGUAGAAUGGCAAGACAACUGGUACCAAGAUUGCAGCCCUCUGUGUGCUUAGAACAAAGGCACUGGAUGCAGCUGCAGGUCACUUUGAUCUUCUCUCACCCCUAAGGCCAGCUGCUCUUGGUAGCACAAUCUUAAUUUCACAUGAGUAUCAGUCGUAUCAGCAAGGUGGUUCCACUCUUCUGUGAAUGCAUGGAUUCUGUAGAGGCAUUUUACUUUCUCCAGCAUCUUCCUUCAUCAGUUGGACCUUUCAGAACAAAGACUUCUCAUCUUCAAAUACUGUGGGCCCGUAAUCAGUUCUGUUGUCAGAGUUGCUUGAGGGAUUCUCCAUGUAGCAGUUAAUGAAAGAUCAGAAGAACAGCACCCACAGGAAAAUCCACUUCGUUGAAUAGUUAGAAAGUCUAGUCUAAUCAACAUUUUCUGGCCUGACUCUUCCAUUCUUCACUUUCCAUCUGUAUUCUGUUCUUCAGGGUAGAAACUUUUAAGGCCUCCACUUCCGUCCAUUGUCUGUUGUUCAGCAGCCUCCAAGUUACUUUCGUUAGUACCACCUAAUGCUGAAGAGAUACCUUGGAGUGUAAGCCAUCGUUGGUUGACCUCUAAGUGGACUCCAAUUGUUUAUGAUUCUAGAGCUUUGAAAUUAUUGCUGAGCUCAAACAGGGCAGAUUUUUGCAAAACGCCACCCCCAGUGGAUUGGGCGAUGGCAAAGUUUGGUUUGGGCAAGAAGCCAUACUUUCAUUUCUGAUUUUGGCUUUGUGAUGCAGCAAGAUGUAUAGCUAACGUAAUUCUAGAUUGGCUUUGGGGAGGGGAGGCCCUGUUUAAAUGAAGAGAAGGUGUUGAAGUUUCAGAAUGGGGGGGAAAGAAGCAGUGAUGGAUAGAGGAGUAAACACUGCUCAAAAAAAGGUAAGUGGGACAGGGAUUGUUUCACAAAACUUUUUGCUCCAAAACUUUUUGUGGUUGACAGUUUGGAGCAGUCCUAUUUAAAGCAUAGUUGGGUAAUUUUUAAAAAUCUCAAUGUUGCCUUUACAUCCCAUAGAAAAUAACCAUGUUUCUUUCUUGAAGGCUGAUAGAAACACCGAGGAGUAGCAAUCUUGUUUCAGCUUCCAGAUUUUUUUUUUGUGGCUGGAUUUUUUAAAGUGUAAAUUACUGAUGAUGACAUGUCAUUUCUAUAAGAUUUGUUUCAAACCAUGUACUUUAUUGGAUAGUAUAGGGGAGGGGGGAAAGCUACAUAUUUUGUAAGCCAACUUCAGUGAAGUGUGUAUGUGUGUGAUAUUAAAAAAAAUCUCACGUACAUAACCGCUGAUGGUGUGUAUAUGUGUGUGCAUACAUGAGAGUAUAUAUGCACAUACAUACUCCAGUGUGUGCGCUAAUGUGUAUGUAUAUAUGUAUAUUUACACACAUCCUAUAUCAUUCUCACACUGAAAGUUUUUCUCCCAGGCUUGUGAGAACGUGGUGCAUUUGUGUUCCUGCUAGGAAAUAAUGACAAUUCUCUCUUAAAGGGGUGAAUUAAACCAUAAAUACAUUCAAA
Eublepharis macularius is the source of this 4577-nucleotide messenger RNA. It is a transcript of the gene KPNA1, whose product is annotated as karyopherin subunit alpha 1. Gene Ontology annotation, cellular component: cytoplasm; nucleus; nucleoplasm. NCBI's taxonomy places the organism in Eukaryota, Metazoa, Chordata, Lepidosauria, Squamata, Eublepharidae. Gene Ontology annotation, biological process: postsynapse to nucleus signaling pathway; NLS-bearing protein import into nucleus. Gene Ontology annotation, molecular function: protein binding; nuclear import signal receptor activity. The record is from RefSeq and is a predicted model, not a curated record. The transcript has 14 exons. Bases 161 to 1777 code for a protein of 538 amino acids.